CUACUGAUAAACGUUUCCCGGUUGACAUCAAUACUGGCAAAGUCACCGUGAAAUUAGUUUCGACAAAUUCACCGUUGACAUCUCAAGAAACUACAUGUAAUGAUAAACAGAAAACCUUCAGCAAUGUUGGAUCCCACGAACUGAGGUUAUGGAAGGUCAAAAUUCCUACCAGCAAAGAAACAAGAAGUAACAAUAAGUCUCAUACUAAAAUUGAAAUUAAACAACAACUCAGCGGUGAGGAGUUGAUCCCAGAUGAUGAGGUUUAUAAAAUAUUUCCAGCUGAACCUCCAGAGGAGCACAUCACAUCUUUGUUCAGUUACCUGAGCUACAAUGGUUGUGAUACUUGGUCGAAGAUGCAGAUCAAACUAUUUGGGAUGUUGACAGCAUUGUACGAUAAACUUAACCCAUAUGAGAUGACACGUUCUAAGAUAAGAGGUGUAAACGCAUGGACGAUGCUCUUGUUGACCUCUCCAAAAGCCUGUGGCUUCUUUGCUUCUAUGUUUGGAGCACUUCUCAAGGGAAGCUGUCUCUGUAGGAUCAAUAUAAGUGAUGACCCUGACAAAUUAUACUUUCAUCCUUCAACAUCACAAUCUGGCGAACCAGCUGGAGGAAGCCAAACAAUGGUUUGA
Molecule: messenger RNA, 629 nt
Organism: Ambispora gerdemannii
Lineage: Eukaryota; Fungi; Glomeromycota; Glomeromycetes; Archaeosporales; Ambisporaceae
Source: the annotation of a GenBank genome assembly